UCUGUGGUUAAGAUGGCGGCUGUGGGGGGUGAGGGGGCGAGUCCGUGACGGCCUGUCCGGAGAACGGCGGCGAGGCGUGGGGGACGAGGCAGCUCUGGGAAGCGCCGGGUGCGGCUUCUAAAGCGGGGUAGGGGGCGGAAUGUGAGCAGGAGGAGGAGACGGAGGGCUCUGGCGGGGGCCCAGAACGGGAGGAGAGCGGGGAUGGGCCAGCAGGUGGGCCGCGUCGGCGAGCCGGGUGCCGCUGCGCUUCAACAUCAGCCGCCACCGCCGCCGCCGCCGCAACAGCAGCAGCAGCAGCAGCAGCUGCUGCCUCUUUCCCAGCCACAGUCUCAACCCAGAGGGCUUCGUGGGAGUAAUAGCAGCGGGAGUAGGCCUGCCAGCCGGAGGCGAGAAACGGCCGCUCCGCGAGCUGCCGACAGCGGCUUCAAUAUCUUCACCCAGCACGAGGCUCUCCACCGCCCUUUUGGUUGUGACACUGAACCACAGGCACUGAAUGAAGCCAUCAGGUGGAGUUCCAAGGAGAAUCUUCUAGGAGCCACUGAGAGUGACCCCAAUCUUUUUGUUGCACUUUAUGAUUUUGUAGCAAGUGGUGACAACACACUCAGCAUCACCAAAGGUGAGAAGCUACGUGUAUUGGGUUACAAUCAAAAUGGUGAAUGGAGUGAAGUACGCUCCAAAAAUGGACAAGGAUGGGUGCCAAGUAACUACAUCACUCCAGUAAACAGCCUGGAGAAGCAUUCCUGGUAUCAUGGACCAGUAUCACGCAGUGCAGCUGAAUAUCUGUUGAGCAGCCUCAUUAAUGGCAGCUUCCUUGUUCGAGAAAGUGAGAGCAGUCCAGGACAGCUGUCAAUCUCACUCAGGUACGAGGGACGUGUUUACCACUACAGGAUCAAUACCACCACAGAUGGCAAGGUAUAUGUGACAGCUGAAAGUCGCUUUAACACAUUGGCAGAACUAGUUCACCACCACUCAACAGUAGCUGAUGGCCUUGUAACAACUUUGCACUACCCAGCACCCAAGUGCAAUAAGCCCACAGUCUAUGGAGUGUCACCCAUCCAUGACAAAUGGGAGAUGGAAAGAACAGAUAUCACCAUGAAGCACAAACUCGGGGGAGGACAAUAUGGUGAAGUGUAUGUUGGGGUAUGGAAGAAAUAUAACCUUACAGUUGCAGUGAAAACACUCAAGGAAGAUACUAUGGAGGUAGAAGAGUUCUUGAAAGAAGCUUCUGUCAUGAAGGAAAUCAAGCAUCCAAAUCUAGUACAAUUAUUAGGUGUUUGCACCCUAGAACCCCCUUUUUAUAUAGUAACCGAAUAUAUGCCCUAUGGGAACCUGCUGGACUACCUACGAGAGUGCAAUCGGGAAGAAGUGACUGCUGUUGUCUUGCUGUACAUGGCCACCCAAAUAUCUUCUGCCAUGGAGUACCUGGAGAAGAAGAAUUUCAUUCACAGGGAUCUAGCAGCUCGGAAUUGUUUGGUGGGAGAAAAUCAUGUGGUGAAAGUAGCUGACUUUGGAUUAAGCAGACUGAUGACGGGUGAUACCUAUACAGCUCAUGCUGGAGCAAAGUUUCCUAUCAAAUGGACAGCACCGGAAAGUUUGGCCUACAACACAUUUUCAAUCAAAUCAGAUGUUUGGGCUUUUGGAGUUUUGCUGUGGGAGAUUGCCACUUAUGGAAUGUCCCCCUAUCCCGGCAUUGACCUUUCUCAAGUUUAUGAUCUGUUGGAGAAAGGUUACAGGAUGGAACAACCUGAAGGUUGCCCGCCAAAGGUCUAUGAACUUAUGAGAGCAUGCUGGAAAUGGAGUCCCCUAGAUAGACCUUCAUUUGCUGAAACUCACCAAGCUUUUGAAACCAUGUUUCAUGAUUCUAGCAUCUCUGAAGAAGUGGCAGAAGAACUUGGAAGGACCGCAUCCUCUUCUUCAAUAGUUCCAUAUUUGCCUCGGUUACCUAUACUUCCUUCCAAGACUAGAACCUUAAAAAAACAAACAGAAAACAAAGAGAAUAUUGAAGGAGCACAGGAGAUCAUAGAGCACUCUGCAUCCAGUUCUGCUCCAGGUUUUAUCAGAAGCACACAGCAGACCAGCGGAUCCCCAGCACUACCUCGUAAACAGAGAGACAAGUCACCUAGUGGCCUGUUAGAAGAUACUAGAGAAACUACCUUUACCAGAGACAGAAAAGGUGGUUUCUUUAGCUCGUUUAUGAAAAAGAAAAAUGCCCCUACGCCCCCCAAACGCAGCAGUUCCUUCCGUGAAAUGGAAAACCAGGCUCAUAAGAAGUAUGAAUUAACGGGUAAUUUUUCCGGAGUUGGUCCAUUGCAGCAUAUUGAUGGAUUUUCAUUUACUCCGUCCCAGCCAGAUGGAAAUCUUUGCUUAUCCAAGUGUUAUAUUGGGAGCUUUGCACAGCGGAACUUCUAUGGGGAAGAUGGGGGUGGCAGCAGCAGUGGGGGCACAAGCAUUGGUAGUGGUUGGUCAGGCCUCACAGGCUUCUUUACACCUCGCCUGAUUAAAAAGACAUUUGGCUUACGAGCCGGGAGGCCCACUGGAGGUGAUGAAGCUUCAAAACCUUUUCCCCGAUCAAACUCCACAUCUUCCAUGUCUGCAGGUCUUCCUGAGCAGGAGAGAAUGGCAAUGACUCUUCCCCGAAAUUGCCACAGGUCCAAAGUUCAGCUGGAAAGGACAGUAUCCACUUCCUCCGAGCCCGAGGAGAACACAGACAAGUCCAAUGAUCUUCUCCCUAAAAAGGGUGAAGAUAUUCAAACGCUGACCAGAAGCCGACCAAAAACUAAACUGCUGCCGAGGGGUGCUACAGCUGUUCCUCUCAGGACUCCUUCUGUGGACACAUCUGUUUCAGAGAAGGAUUGUCACGGGCCAACAGCAGCAGCAAGCCUGAAAAGCAAAGAAAAAAACAGUGGGAUACGACAAGGUUCAGUAGAAGGGGAAGAAAAACCAGGCUGGCCUUCUCCAGCCAAGGCUGCAGCAAUACUUCCAACCACUCAUAAUCACAAAGUGCCCGUUCUUAUCUCACCUACUCUGAAGCAUACACCAGCUGAGGUGCAGCUCAUUGGCACAGACUCUCAGGGGAAUCGGUUCAAGCUCUUAUCUGAGCAUCAGGGCACUGCUUCUAGUGACAGGGAUAGACCCAGACGGAUAAAACCAAAGUGUGCUCCACCUCCGCCGCCGCCGCCGCCUCCACCACAAGCAGUCCUGAGGCUCCUUCAUCAGCCUCCAGGCACCUCAGAUACAGUAGAAGAGUUGGAUAAUGGAGCAUUGGUACAGCACGGGCAAGAUAGUGAGGGCAGCAAAAAGGUAACAGUGGCACCUACUGGUGGAAAAGCUGCAAGGCCAAUCAUGCCUCCACCUCAAGUGCCUUUGCCAUUGUCUUCGUCACCUGCCAAAAUGGCCAAUGGCACAGCGGGAGCUAAAGUUGCUCUGAGAAAGACCAAGCAGACAGCUGAGAGAAUCUCAGCAGACAAGAUCAGCAAAGAGGCGCUUCUGGAAUGUGCAGACCUCUUCUCCAGUGCCAUUGCAGAGCCUACCACCAAUAGCCAGCUGGUAGAUACUGGGCACCAACUAUUAGAUUACUGUUCAGGUUAUGUGGAUUGCAUCCCCCAAACACGCAACAAAUUUGCCUUCCGGGAAGCCGUAAGCAAACUGGAACUUAGCCUGCAGGAACUGCAGGUGUCCUCGAUGGCUGCUAAUCUGUCUGGAGCAAAUCCUGUACUUAAUAACUUAUUGUCUUGUGUACAAGAAAUCAGUGAUGUUGUUCAGAGGUAGCUACUGUCAAACCAUCUGCUUAGGAGAGAAAAAAAAAGUUCACAAAAUUGAGAGAAGAGUCAGAGUGACUUCUUCUAAUCAUUUUUUCCCUAUGUUAAUGUUUUGAAAGAAGAGACUGAUACUUGAGUAAGUUUUAUGUGAAGUACCUCAGAUCAUUGAGCUCACAUGUUUACAGGUUCAUCUCAGUACAUGGGGCAGAUAAGAGGGAAGCAAAGUUUCACAGGGGUUAGAUGAUUGCAGCUGAGACGGGCAAAAUAUUGGGAAUUUGCCUUUGUGAGAAAAUUGCAAAAAUAGAGCUUGGGCUCUUGUUCACUUCUGGGAGGAAGGAGAUUCCACGAAGGUACCCUUGAUUUGAUAAGGUGCUUUAUUCUCUUUGAUGCUUGUCCAGUUGAUUAGAAUUACUGGAAAAGAGAUGAGGUUCUUUUUCUGCACUACUCUGUGUUUUAACUUUCUGAGGUCAUAUCAGAAAGGCUUAGAGGUGCCAUUGGAAGUCAACUAGAUCUUUCCAAGAAAGAGGAUAAUUUUGAGGGAAAGUCUUUUAUAUUUUUUAAAAAAAAGAUUGGCACUGUAGGAUGUGUAUGCACUAGCCUGUCUGGUAGACCUUCUGCAGUGCAAUUGGUUGCUGUAUUCGUAGAUGCAAAAAACAAAAACAACAAAAGAGCUGGAAUAUGAAAUGCAUCCCCCUUUAUCAUCCCCAUCUGAUAUUAGUCACUCAUACGUUCACUCUUUCACAGCAUGAAUGUUAAAUUGAAUGACAAUUUAAGCAGACUUGCCACUGGAUUUCACACAAUCACACCUUACACUCAUACUGCAGUCUUCACCACGUGGGUAGCAUAGCAUGGUUAGCUAACCAAUGGCAAUCACUUGAGUUCUUUGGGGGGAUAGCAUGCCCAAGAAACUGUUAAUUUAUCUCUGGCAUUGAACUUUGGUACAGUGGUGGCUUUGCUAUCCCUUGAGGAGCCCUUUUGAAUUAAAAACACUGCAGAAUGUUGCUAGUGUUCUCUACAUUCCUAUUUUAUUUACCUUAAUGUCAUUUCUUUUUGAGAGAACUAGAGACCUGAGGCCUUCAUGUUUUCUAGUAGAACUAUAAAUUUGCUCUUGGAAUACCAAUUCAAGUGUAUUGCUGAUAGGGAUUCUUUGUUUAGAUUUUUGCUUUAUUUGUAGUUUCAAGACACUGCCUGCACAUGGAUGCAUUAUAAGUGAUUAGUCUGGAUAAACAUGCCGUCUCCCUUCAAGUAGUCCAGUUGCAAAACUCAUCCUCUAAAGUCCACUUGCUAUGGGACCACUAAUUUCAAAAAUCCACUGAUGUUAAGUAAAUGAUAUUGGGGUUUUUCUGUGAUUACUGUGACUUUAAACUAGCAUUUGCACAACACGUUUGCUUCUGAAAGGUAGAGAAAUCAGGCUAAAUGCUUCCACAAGGCCUAUUUUUUUUUGUUUAUGCCAGAUCCCCUGAACUCAUUCUGUUUAUUGAAAUUCUGCAACAAACUGUUGAACAAUGGAGCUGUGGUUUCCCAUUUUUUUUGUCAAGAAACAAAACAAGGAAGGUAUAGGAUAUUUGAUACUUGAAAGGCUUAAUAGAAAGAAAUCAUGAAGACCCUGUUUGAAAUGUCUUGGGAAUCCUGAUUCCCACCACAUAACAUGGUGGAUACCGUUUUGUUCUCUGGAGCUGUUUAGCUACCAUUAAUUAGUUACGUUAUGGCCUCAGUCACAAGUGGGUUAUUCAUUUCAGCCUUAAACCAUACAUAAAUGGAAGAGUUUUUAGCCAUAUUGUGUGGAGAAGGAAAUUGAAAGCACAUUCAUAGUAACUGAACAUGCAACAUUAUUAGAUGGGGAAAACCCACAGAAUAAAAGCACAUUUGGGUUCCAUUUCUGAUUCAGAAUAAUAAGGUCUUCACAUAAGCAGGUUCUGCAAUGCUUCGGAUCCAAAGGGGGAAAAUGCUAAAGAGCAUCCAGAGCAACUCACAUAGUAUCUAUUUGCAAUUUGUCUUUUUUUCUUGGGAUUGUGCGGUAGCUAACACUAGCAUGCAGAGGUUUUAAGUAGUUUUCAAUGGGUUCUAUGGGACUGUUCCCCGUACCUGGAAUCAUUAUUCCUAUUUUGAAUCCAAACUGCUGCACAGCUUUAGAGAACAGUACAUGCUGCAGACGUCCAAUGCACAAUUUCUUUCAUUUCUGAGCAAGAAAAAAAUGGGUAUCUAUACCUGUGUCUACAAUCCCCAUUCUCAUCAUGCAGACACUUUUUUUUUCUUGAUGGCUUUUCGAAUUGGCCUCUGGUGCCCAUUGCAUCUUCCAUUACUGUUCUGCUUUCCUGAGAGAAUUCUGGAUUUGAGUUAUUCGGAUAUUAUUUACAUGUUGGACAGUGGUUUAUAUAAUAUGUUUACGUUCACCAUAUGCUGCUCUUAAUACAAAAUCUGUUUUAAAAAUGCAAGGGCCUGGAAUUUCAUAUAUGCCUGGGAUAAUUUAUAAAAAUCUUCCCCUCACAGAAUUCUAAUUCUAUUGUCACUGAAAUUAUCGCUCCAAAAUAAAUCAGCUUUGUUCUGGUAAGUAACAGGUAGCUUGAGAUGGAGAAAAUUUACUUCUCUGAUAUUGCGCAUGUGUACACAAACACACACACACACACUACUGUUCAUGUCUGCAAAUUCCUUUUGCAUCAGACUUAAAAUCAUCCUGAUUGUCAUAGAAUUGUACAUUAUAUCAUUGAUACAGUUUAUUUAAACCAUUGAGUCCAACCUCCAACAAAUGUCUGCCCAGAUUAUACUAGAUUUCCAGUGAAGGGAAACUACUAUUUUACAAUAACUGAUUUGACUGUUGAACUGGUCCUCCUAUUUGAAAAUUAUUCUAACAUUCAGCAGGAAUACGGCUUGUUGAAAAUUAAGACCAUUUUCCUGUGGCCUGGUAUUUAUUUCCUUCUGUGAGCCAUCUUUUCUUAAUAUUGACUGGUUCCCUCAAUCUCUCCUGUUGCACUUGAUUUCCAGUCCCUGAUCAUCUUUGUUGCUUCUCUUUCUACUUGUUAUGGUCAUUUAAAAUUUUCUUAUAAGGGUAAUGGUCUGAGGGAAAUGGGUGAUUAAGUGUGAUAUAAAAUAAAUACUAAGAACUGGAGUGGACAUAAUACUUAAGUUCAGUUCAGAACAGAAUGGGACAAUUACUUCCUGUGAUUUGGAAAAGAAGGAAUAUAUAGAACACCCUACUGUGCUUUUCUUCAUAACAGCUCUGUGAGAAAAAGGGGGGCUAAUAAAAGACUGGUCCAAAGCCACCAAUGAGGCCAAAGUUGGACUUGACUCUAAGGUUUUCUUGCUCUGUCUCACCUGUCAACUAAGAGUGCGAAUUCCUUUAACAACUGUUCCUUAGCUAGGUGAAAUAUAAACAAUCUGUUCUUCAUAAUUGCUCAGGAUGUAUGCCCUCUUUGGACAAGACUGAAUAAGAAUCAAGCAGUCUUCACUGUUUUCAUUGACCAGCUGACACAUUGUAGCUGUACACAUAUGUUGAACCUCCUUUUGGAAGAUUCUUAGGAUUGUUUGUUUAACUUUGGCUCAUUCUGAGUUUUAGUUUUCAUUAUGCCAUCUCUACAAAUCCAGGUAAUCUGCAGAUAUUCUUCCUUGGUGAUCUUCCCCCUUUCAAAACUUCUAUAUGUGCCCUUUUUAUCAUUGGAUCUUUCUUAAGUUAUUUUUGCAGACACAUUGGUUUCUGCUAAAAUUUUUCUCCUUUGUUUACUGUUCUGUUAGGGUUUCCUUGGGCACAUUUUCUCAUUAGCUUUUCCAGCAGUUCUACCUGCCACUGCACCUUUGUUAGUAUCUUAUUUUCAUCAAUUAGAAGCAUUAAUCUAAAUUCAUUUAGGGCCAAAUUUCAUGUACCUUUUAAUUUUUUAAUUGGUCAUGUUUAAGUAUUGAAAGUUUAAAACAUUGCAUGUUUAUUGGUUUUUAUGGUGAACCUUUUGGUGAUUGUGUAAAUACGAAAUUAUCAUGGAAUCUGUACACAAUAUAUGCUAGUGAAAAAAAUGAAAAGAAUCACUUUUGCUUCAUAGGCCAGACUGUACCAGGCUAUGCAUUAAGUUCAAGUGAAAAAAAUGCAAUUCAUCAAAACUUACAGUUCUUGGCCCAUGCUUCUUUGUUGAAUUUUCGGUAUAAUGAUGAACAUAUCCAAAAUUUGGGAGAGUGAAUCAAAGAAAUCACCCCUUAAAAAGAGAUAAGUGUAAUGUGUGUGGGUAUGGGAUGGAAACUAAUCAAGGGAUCAUUAGGGGACUCUGAAUAAUAUCUGCUAGGCAUUGAAAGCUUUAAAGCCAUUGCCCCAAACUGGUAUCUUCCAGAAUCAGUAGUUGAAUUUCAGCUGUCAUACAUCUUAGUAUAAUCCAACCUAAGAUUUGAAUGAAGGCUGUUUGAGAUUGUACCGUACCUUGGAUAUGCAGAGAAUUUUUUCUGGUUUUGCAUGAGUUUCAGAUUACCAUUUUGAUCUUUCUUGAUAAUGAUAGGAAGAUGUUCUCUUUUGCUCAAGAAUGCCAUAAUUUCUUUUCAGACAAUAAUGCAUAAACUUUGCCUUUAUUACUUUUGUUGUUAUAAAUCUCUGCUUCGUGUCUUCUUUUAUUGGUUACCUUGCUACAGUGAAGAUAUGAGGGGCAGAACGGUAUAUUGUAUAUGCUGUUCUUGAAGCUGAGUAAGUCUAAACUGUAGUUCUAAACAUGACAGGAAUGCAUUAUCUGUUAAUUUGCACCUUUGAUAGAAGUUUCUACAGCCUAUUUGGGGCAAAGGGAUGAUGUUAAUAGUUAAUGGAAUCUUAUGAGAGAACUCUGGUUUUAGUUGAUGGAAUAGUUUGUGUUCUAUUGGUUCCUUGCUCAAUUCAAAAUGUUCCCAGGUUGCCUUGGAAACUGUAAGAACCGAAUCAGUCCCAUAAUGUGAAAUAGCGUUUUGGUAUUAUAUACAAUUCAUUCAAAAAUAAUAUUACUGUGCUCCUAAUAGCAGAAAUUCUAGAGCAGUGUGCUUGUACUAUCAUGUUUUUUAAAAAAAUAAUAAUUGUAGUACUGUAGAUUGAUUGGCAAACUCCAGUUAAUUCAAAAUAUAGUACAAAAUAUCAGGCUUCUCCAGCAAAUUCAUCUCAAACUAAAAUCCAUGCGCGGUCUUGAACAAAUAGGAAUUUCCUGAGCACAUGGAUUUGCAAAAUAGUGAAAAAUUAUUUUUCCCCUGAGUAAGGAAUAUUAGAUGCUCAAAAAAUGGUUCUAAUUUUGGGGAACUAAGGGCUCCUGUGAAUGGAAUAAUGUUGCAGGAACAAUUUGCAAGCUGUUAGAGGUAGGAUUACUAAGGUAGUUGUGUCAUGCAGGUUUUUUUAAAAAAAUAUAAACCUACAGAUUUUUAUUGUUUGAUUUUCUCAUUGCUCCUCUGUUCUUUUAGUGGUUUGCUGCUGAAAUUUCACAGGACAGUUUUUAGGGAGUCAAUAACCAAAAGAAUUGUACGCUUACCCGAAGCUCUGCAUUGAAAAUUAACACUUUCAGCAACAUUUUUGUUGAUUCUCUAGUCUUAAAGCAGAAUUGAAGAUAAAACAUUCAUUCUCUAAGGAAGUUGUUCUGCUGAAUAGCAUAUUAUGACGCUAUAUGAGUAGAGAUGCGAAGUCUAAAAUUUCUAUUUUAGAAGUAUAUAUCAUCAAAACUCUAAACAUGGAAAACACAGAUUUAAAACAGAUUAUUGUUUGGUCAUUGUCUUCAAAGCUGGCUAAAUAAUGCUCUCAAAUCCUUCUUGUUCAAAGUCCUUUUUUUUUUGCCAAAAACAAGGGGAAAAAGUUUUUGCUUUCCACCUCAUGAAAAAAAAUUAUUGCUAAAUUAUGAAGAUACAUUUCAUACAUGUUUUACAUAUUAAAGCUUGUCCAAUCUUUGUGUUAUUUCAGAAUUAAGUAUUGCUUAAAAAUGGCCAUCAAUUUACAAAACUUUGUCACAUGCUUCAUUUCUUUCCCUCUAUUUUUGAUCUGAAUGGAAGCGCAACCCCUUUUCCCUCAUCUCAGUGCAAUCUAGGAAAGGUUUUUAUUGAUUGAUUUUGCUCAUUUGCUAGAAGUUUUCCCAAGCAGCUACUGGACAUCCCAAUUUUAGACUGCAUGGAUCUUGGAACUAUAUUUAACUGAAAGGAAAUGAGCCUUCAUUUAAGAUGACCCCUCUCCACAAAAGAUUAAAGAGAAGUAGUCCUUCUCAAUUACUCAUUGCUCAGUCUCCUAUUGAUAUAUGAUGAGCCCCUAUAUUAAAAAUUAACUUGGAAACAUCUAGUCUUUCUUUCAAGCAAAUAGACUAUUGGCUAGUCCCCUUUUCUGCUUCUUAAUGGAUGGCGUGCUUGUUUUAAAAUACAGACUUAGGAAAUGCUGAAAUGACUAAAGCAAUGACCAUGAUCAGACACCACUUUCUAUUUUCCAUUCACAGUACUGUAUUAAGAGUUGCCUGUGCACAGUUGGUUCAAGUACAACUCUUGAUGUGAAAAUGUGGCCUUUUCCUCUAAUCCAGAAAAGUGGCAUAUUAGGAAUGUGUAAUUUCUCUAAAGUUGCCUAGGACAAAAAUGGCCAACGUUGUAUGAUGUGUAAGAGGUAGCUUUCCAGAGGGCGGGGGAGGGGGGGAAUGGCUAAGGAUUUUAAUCAACCCAGCACUCUGUUAGUUGAAUUCACUGAGGAUUAAAAUGGGUGAAACUGAAAUGUGCGACUGACACAGAAAAACCCACACUACUAGUGUUGUCAAAUGUUACUUUGUUUUUUGUUGUUGUUUGUAAUAUAUUUGGUUUUUUUCUAAUUUAAAUUUUCACUAUUUCCUGACUGUGAACUGCAAACAGUGUUAACUUGAUGUAAGUAAGGCCCUUGGAGGCAUUGCCUCUGCCUGUUCCAGAGAUUUUUGCCAAUUUGCAUUUUGUUUUAAAUAAAAAUUGCAAUAUUUUAUUGGCAAUUAAA
Pseudonaja textilis is the source of this 10668-nucleotide messenger RNA. RefSeq names its product ABL proto-oncogene 2, non-receptor tyrosine kinase (gene ABL2). NCBI's taxonomy places the organism in Eukaryota, Metazoa, Chordata, Lepidosauria, Squamata, Elapidae. The record is from RefSeq and is a predicted model, not a curated record. Gene Ontology annotation, molecular function: non-membrane spanning protein tyrosine kinase activity; ATP binding; protein binding. Gene Ontology annotation, biological process: protein phosphorylation.